This is a messenger RNA of Alosa sapidissima (American shad), 1573 nucleotides long. RefSeq lists its product as uncharacterized. NCBI's taxonomy places the organism in Eukaryota, Metazoa, Chordata, Actinopteri, Clupeiformes, Clupeidae. Bases 215 to 547 code for a protein of 110 amino acids. The record is from RefSeq and is a predicted model, not a curated record. The transcript is spliced from 4 exons.
UAUCCACACUGAGGCUCUUGCUGAUCUUGUCACUUUGUGGGAGAGUGAGAGAGACUACGCAACAGCCGCACCAACUUUACCGAGCGCACGGACACUGGGAGAAGGGACGCGUCUCGAGCUUGAAAACGCACGCUCUCAAGCUUUUGUUACAGGACUACCUGCUGCACGACCAAGAUUACGACUGAUAGCUGUCCAAAUUGAGAGACGACACAUCAUGACUGAGGUGAUGAACACCUGUGAGUCGGCGGUGGGGGACUUUGGAGUUGCAGGCGCCCAGGGAGACCAAAGCAUCUCAUUUCAGAUCUUUCCGGACUCCCACGAGCGUUUCCCCAAGCUGUCCAAGCGGCUACCGUCUAUCGUGGUGGAGCCCACCGAGGGGGGGGAGGUAGAGAGCGGGGAGCUCCGCUGGCCCCCGGAGGACGAGAUGAGCUCCGGAGACGAGGACCCCCAGGUGCCUUCGGUCAACACCGCAGGUGAGGAGCAGCCAGGUGAUACAGAGGAAAAUGAGGAGGAAGAAGACAGAGAGAUAGGUGGGGCCUCAAACUGACAGACAGAAGUUGGCACCAAUCAGGCACCAGCGUUUCACUGUGAAUGUCUCUGAGAGACGGGCGGUGUGGCAGAGGCGGGGCUUUGAUUAGUCCCCACCCAGUGUUGGCACAAGAACCGCUUACUUCAAGGGGAACCUCCACCUCAUUGGACUGGACUGCUGACUGACUUUAUUGAAAUAGCUCACCUGUGCCAAACACUAGAAGUAGCCUGCUACUGUGAUCGAGUCGUCAGUUUUGGAUUGUUUUCUCUUUCAUUUUUUGAAUAACGACGGUCCUCUAGUGUGCAUUUUAAAACUCAGUUAUUCAUGUAAAGAUAUACUGGCAUAUAUGUAUAAAACUGAUCAUGUGUAGUUUAUUUUUUGACCAAAGUCUAAACCUUUCAACUUGUAUUAGAAACAAUGGUAGUUUUCAGGAAUAUGGGUUUAAAUUGUGUUUUAUAUAUGUCAGUUUGACUGCAGUUUUUGCCUUUAUAUAGGGGAACUGUAAGAUAAUAUAUAAAUAUUGUUCAUGUAGCUAAGAUGGGUUCAAUCUAUUUCAAAACAAAUAAUAGAUACAGUAUGAUUUUGAUUCUGUAAAUAUUGACGAUGAUGUCACCAUGGAUUAGCUCCUAAAGGUGUUAAGAAUUCUAUUACAUUGUAACAGCUGGGCUACACUGUGGGGUGAGUGCAGUGCGUUCAUUCGGAAAGAUUAGACCAGUCUUCUAAAAACUAGUUUUAGACUCCACGAACGGAAAACUUCAGUUGCACACCCGAUGUAGCCAAGCAGUAAGGCCCCUGUAUACACAUCCCCGGACAUUUUCAAAAAUUAGUAAUUUUUUAUUUCUGAUUCUGGCUUGAGUCUGGUCUUGGUGUGGGACCAAUCUUGCUGUAAUAACUUAGCACUGUCAGAUGCUAUUGAUGAUGUUUCCAUUGCAAUUCUCCCUUUGUGUUUGUGUAGAGUCCCUGUAACCAUCGUACAGUACAACACUGUUUUUUUGUGCGGCUGCUUGCCUGUAAAAUAUUUUGAGAUUUGUAUAAAUUCCUGCU